Tachysurus vachellii is the source of this 621-nucleotide messenger RNA. RefSeq names its product C-type lectin domain family 4 member M-like. NCBI's taxonomy places the organism in Eukaryota, Metazoa, Chordata, Actinopteri, Siluriformes, Bagridae. Gene Ontology annotation, cellular component: external side of plasma membrane. The transcript has 4 exons. Gene Ontology annotation, molecular function: fucose binding; D-mannose binding. Gene Ontology annotation, biological process: biological process involved in interspecies interaction between organisms. The record is from RefSeq and is a predicted model, not a curated record. Bases 1 to 621 code for a protein of 206 amino acids.
AUGUUGUAUUGGACUCUACUGCUAAUAAACUACAAAUUCAGCAUUCUGACUAAAGACAGAGACCAGUUACAGUCCAGUUACAAUAACCUGAAUAAAGACAGAGACCAGUUACAGUCCAGUUACAAUAACCUGACUAAAGACAGAGACCAGUUACAGACCAGUUACAAUAACCUGACUAAAGACAGAGACCAGUUACGGGAAGAUAGAGACAGAUACCUGAGAACAUUUUGUAGUAAACAGAAGUGUUUCAGUUUUAGUUCCAGUUUUUAUAUCAUGUCUAAUGAGAUGAAGAGCUGGAAGGAGAGCAGAAAAGACUGCAAGGCCAAAGGAGCAGACCUGGUGAUCAUAAACAGCAAAGAGGAACAGGAGUUCAUCAUUAAACAGCUGGACAACCUUGAGACUUGGAUUGGUCUGAGUGACACAGUAAAAGAGGGAGAGUGGAAAUGGGUGGACGAUACACCACUGAACACUGGUUUCAGGUCCUGGGCUGGAGGGAAACCGAAUAAUGCAGGUGAAGAGGACUGUGCUGUGAUUUCCGGUUCAAGUUCAACUGGCACUUGGAAUGACCAGAAAUGUUCUGCUAAGUUUCCCUGGAUCUGUGAGAAACAUGUUUCUCAAUGA